Messenger RNA from Durusdinium trenchii, 1764 nucleotides. Lineage: Eukaryota; Dinophyceae; Suessiales; Symbiodiniaceae. The record is from the annotation of a GenBank genome assembly.
UUUAACCACACUAGCUGCUGCUAGGCCACAACGAAGCGUGAUAGCCAUGGCGCCCCUGAAGCGUCCUUCCAGCGCCCUGUCGCACUCCACGCGCUCCGCCCUCGGUGGCGUCUUUCCGCUGGUGGCGCCCGAGGACCAGGCGCUGGCGGCGGCGCCGCUGGAGGAGCUCCGGCAGACCGUGGCGGCGGAGGUGCAGUGCGGAGCGUUGGCGGGCGCCAGUCACGUGGUGCUGCGCCGGGGGAAGUGUGUCUUCCACAUGGGCGAUGGCAAGGCCAACAGCAAAGAAGACUUCAACGUCAGGACCCUUUGCAAGCUCCAUGGAUGUACCAAGCCACUGGUCGCAUGCGCUUUUUUGACCUUAGUCGACAAGGGCAAGGCAAAGUUGUCGGAUCCUGUGUCAAAGUACAUCCCAUUCUCAUCCUCUGUGAAGUCAAAGCCGGUGAAGACUGUGCCAACGCUGAGAAACCUCUUGACGAUGACUGCGGGGCUGCAGUACCAGGACUGCCCAGCCUACAGCUCGGUGAUGAAGCAAAUCCGCAAGGGCCAGAUCCGAACGCUCAGCGCAAUGUGUGAUGCUUUGGCCAAAGCACCGCUGCAGAAUGAACCAGGUUCCUGCUACACCUACAGUUUUUGCACCGACUACCUGGGCUGGAUUUGCGAGAAGAUCAGCGGAAAGUCCUUGGAGUCCUUCAUGAAGGAAGCCUUGCUGGAGCCCUUGGGCAUGCGUGAUACACACUUUGUAGUGCCAGCGAAGAAGAAGUCAAGACAAGCAACACUCUACGAGUGCAAUCGCAUUGCUGGAAGCUACACUCUUAAGGUCUGGCAACAUCCAGAAAAGGCCCCCGGCAUUAUGAGCGGUGGCGGUGGCAUAUUGAGCUACCAUGAUGCUGGAAUGUGGAGUACAGCAGAGGAUUAUGUGAAGUUCUGCCAACUCUUGCUCACAGGCCUAUCUCCUUCCGGUCAACGGAUAUUGCGGCCAAAGACGCUCAAAAGCCUUUGGGAAGACAGCCUCGUUCCCUAUGGCCGCAAGGAUGGCCGCCUUCCUGGUUGGCAUGAUGCCGCUGGCCGUGCGCCUGGAGGCGUUUGGGACUACACAGGUUGGUCUCUGCUCAAUACGCACCUGACCUUCCAGGAGCCGCCGAAGGCGGGCCACGUUCGCAUGGGCGAGACCAUGUGGAUGGGCGGUGGUGGUGGAACUUAUUGGGUCGUGGACCGUCGCCACCAGACCGUGGCGGUGUCCUUCUCCCAAAGCUUCGGUGGAAGAGCUUCCACAGAUACUGCAAAGGACGUCGAGUGGACUCGGUUGAAUGGACUUGGUGAAUAAGUUGCUCUUUUCAUCGUGCUGUUUUUUUAAAUACAGAUUGAAACACUGGCAGUUUCUUGAGUAAACUCCAUCGCCGCAAACUCCAUCGCUUCUUUUUCCCUUCGAGCUCCCAGGAUGCUGCAGUCUUUGCUGAACAAGCGGUAGAAGAAGGGCGUGAGCUCAAGCGGCGCCGGCGCUGAAGAUCCGGUUGACCAACGUGAAAGCUGCAGCACCUCCACCCCAAGAGCGAUGGCCUCCACCCCAUAUGUUUGAUUAAGUUAUUUGCUUUUGCAUGAGUAGAUUAGGGCAUGGACCCUUUUCCAGAACAGUCCAUGCGAAUUAAGAGUGCUGCAGCGCUUUGUGUUGGUAGGGCAAAACAGUGAGCAACUUGCCGGGCCUGCCUUGUACCUUCAGCUUGCGACUUCAUUCAAAUUUCAUUUGUCGGAAUGUUGGUGUCCCAA